AUGCAAUCUAUUAGUCUUCAAUUUUAUAAAAUAAUAUUUACAACCAACAAAGAUAGAUAAAAAGAAUAAGAAGAAUUCAUAAUAAUAAGAACUUGUUGCUCUUUUAUUUAUGAUGUCCAUGUAACAAUAUACUUUAAAUAUCUUUUUGAGAAAGAAAACUAACUUUUAGAUAGCGAAUUUUUUGAAGUAGGAAGGUAUGAACCCGAAAAAUUUAUUGUUUAUUGUUGGGGAAAUUCAAACAGCUAUUAAUAUUACAUAUAUGCUGCCUUAUUUUAUGCAAGAAUUUAAAACAAUGAAGAUUUAAAAAAAUUUUAUCAGUUAGAAAGAUAAGAUAUGAUGAAAAUGUUUAAAUUUUCUUUAAAAGAACUUGAUAAACCAAUAGAAAGAGAGUCGGAAAUAUGUUUAGCCUUACUUAUAAAUAAGUAGACUCAAGCUAUGAAUAGUCAUCUUAUAAUUUUAGAUAAUAAAAAGUAUGUUUAGGAAAUAAAUUUAGAAGAAACACUUUAUGAGAACAUCUUUCUUCAAAAUUCUGAAAAUAAAAUUAUCAAAAUUAAUUUUGACUAGGAACUUUUGGAGUGCUCUAUUGGAUAAAAAUGUCUUAAAAGUUUUUAAUUUUAUACAUACAAGACUAUCUUUAAAAUAGAAUUUCUAAGAAAAAAUCGUUUUCAAAAUAAAAAAUUGAACAAGUUUUGA
Tetrahymena thermophila SB210 is the source of this 693-nucleotide messenger RNA. Its product is annotated as transmembrane protein, putative. The transcript is spliced from 3 exons. Lineage: Eukaryota; Ciliophora; Oligohymenophorea; Hymenostomatida; Tetrahymenidae. The record is from RefSeq and is a predicted model, not a curated record.